AUGGAAUGCCGUCAGUGUCCCCAAGGUACUCAUCCACGACAAUGGGUAUUUCGUGUUUCGCUUCGACAACGAAGAAGACAAGGAAUUGAUACACCAAAAUGGCCAUACACGUACAACAGUCGACCCAUGGUACUGAAAAAGUGGACACCUGAUUUCAAGAUAGGCAAGGAAUCUAUGCGAGUUAUUCCACUUUGGGUCACAUUCCCAGGCUUAACUGUACAAUGCUGGGCUGAGGAAAACUUAGGCAGAAUUGCCAGUUGUAUUGGAACUCCUCUAUGCACAGAUAAAUUGACUGCUCAAUAUGAAAAAAUCUCUCAUGCCCGGGUCUUGAUAGAAAUGGACAUCACGCAAACAUUGCCUGAUGUGGUAAACAUUGAGACGCCAGAGGAAGGUAUAUGGGAGCAAGAAAUAGAUUAUGACUGGAAACCCAGAUUCUGCAAAAACUGUAACCACUUUAGUCAUCUUACUGAUGAGUGUCAAACUCACAAGGAAGCCGAACACCAACAAAAGAAAGUGAGGAAAGGCAGGGUACGAAAAGAGUGGCAAGCAAGCAAAAAUGCAGGAGCGACGUCCACCAGCCACACCAUAAUGACACGAAAUCUGGGCAAGCAAAGCAUAGUGCCAUAUGAGAAUACUGACAUUGGGGAACAUAGGAAACUAGUGUACAUGAAUAAGAAUGGAAAACAAGUGCAGGUCUAUAAGGAACCUGACCAACUGGAUCCUGCCAUACUAGUACAGAAAAAUCAGUUUGCAGUGCUAAAGAUAAAUGAAGGUGGUCGACAGAACGCGUCUACUCAAUUGGUGGACAAAGGUGAUAACUCCUCCCAAAAUCACCCAACAUGA
Molecule: messenger RNA, 843 nt
Organism: Lycium barbarum (goji berry)
Lineage: Eukaryota; Viridiplantae; Streptophyta; Magnoliopsida; Solanales; Solanaceae
Exons: 1
Coding region: 1-843 (280 amino acids)
Source: RefSeq, a predicted model, not a curated record